Molecule: messenger RNA, 417 nt
Organism: Dryobates pubescens (Downy woodpecker)
Lineage: Eukaryota; Metazoa; Chordata; Aves; Piciformes; Picidae
Product: interleukin-4-like
Exons: 4
Coding region: 1-417 (138 amino acids)
Biological process (GO): negative regulation of chronic inflammatory response; negative regulation of complement-dependent cytotoxicity; positive regulation of mast cell degranulation
Cellular component (GO): extracellular region
Molecular function (GO): interleukin-4 receptor binding; cytokine activity; growth factor activity
Source: RefSeq, a predicted model, not a curated record
AUGAGCAUCCUGCUGCUGCUCACCACCCUGCUGCUCUCAGCCUGCCAGGGCCGCUCAGCUACCCGGCUGCCACCCACUGCCAACUUCCUGAUGGAGAACAUCAGCCUGCUGAGCCAGCUCCUCCAGACACAGGGUUCCUGUGACGAGAUGAGCGUGACAGACGUCUUUGCAGGUGCUGAGACAGGUGAUGAUGUGGAGGUGCUGUGCAAAGCUGCUGCUGUGCUAGGGGAGAGCCACAGCUGCCACAGCUACCUGGAGGGCAUCUACUCCAACUUGCUCACACUGGUCCAAAGGAAGAACACAGGCCACAAGGCAGCCUGUCCCGUGGCAGGAGCCACCACUACUUCCCUGAAGGAGUUCCUGAGGGCUCUACACAGAGUCCACCAACGCCUAAUGAAAACCAGGAGCUGGGAGUGA